Paramuricea clavata is the source of this 2737-nucleotide messenger RNA. Lineage: Eukaryota; Metazoa; Cnidaria; Anthozoa; Malacalcyonacea; Plexauridae. The record is from the annotation of a GenBank genome assembly.
GUAUGCUUUGCUUAGUGCAGCAAGUUUAGUCUAGAGGGUUUUAUCAGGUAGUAUGUCAUUUUAUUUUAUAUAAUUUUUAAUCUCACAUGAUAUAGGAUGUAUAGACCACUAUACAUUGUAUUUCGUUUCGACUGACUUGUCAGUGUGACUGGUGCCAGAGGUAUGCCUUGGCAGAAUUGUCAUGGCUAUCUCUUUUUGCUGCUAAUAUUACUGACUGUUGCUCUCAUUGUUGCUGCGCAGCUGCUAUGGCAAUACUUUUUGCCAUCAAGGCUAGUUGCAGCCUUGUUAUUAUGAUUUAUGAAUAAACAUAUCGUAUUACCAUAGCGCUCUGAUUGGAUUGACCUGUUGGGUCCCCAAACGGUGAAUUUUUGUUCACAGGACAAAUUGCGGCAAACCUCGAUUAACAACUCAAAUCCUUUAGCUGUCCUCUAUUACUCAUCCACUUCUUGGCAAAAAAGGUUAUAAAUAAUCGUUAUUCCGCUUGUCACAAAAUUUCGCCGUAUGGGAACCCAAAAGGUCAAACAGAGUUGCCUGGGGAGGAGGCUAGUGUUACCAAUUGUUUUGCAAUAUAAACAGCUGAGUGACGGACGUUAGCUAUUCUUCUCGCGACAUAUUGCUAAAACGAAAGAAAAUUUGCUCUUUCCAACACUUGUGAGACAUUACAGCAACAACUAUAGUUUACCCUGAGCGGAAAAAUGAAGAUAAAUUUGCUUAUUUUCCUUCUCUUUAAUCUGGUAUAUGUAGCAAGAAGAAAUCACAAGCCAAACAUUUUGUUCAUAUUUGCUGAUGACUAUGGCUUCAACGAUGUUGGUUACCAUGGUUCUGAAAUAAAAACACCAGUCUUGGACAAACUAGCAAAUGAAGGUGUUAUCCUCGAGAAAUAUUAUGUCCAACCAAUAUGUACUCCAACAAGAUCAACAAUGCUUACUGGCAGAUAUCAAAUUCAUACAGGUUUACAACAUGGCGUUAUAUACCCUGCGCAACCAAAUUCCUUACCUCUUGACGAAACUACAAUCGCAGACAAAUUAAGUGAAAGCGGUUACAAAACUCACAUAGUUGGGAAAUGGCACAAUGGAUAUUAUAAAAAGGAGUGCAUGCCAACCUACAGAGGAUUUGACUCAUAUUUUGGAUAUCUCAACGGCGCUGAGGAUUAUUAUACACAUAUGAGAAGCGGUGGUUUCCCGGAGUUAUUACCGUUUAGUUUAUGGAGCGGUUAUGAUCUGCGCAGAAAUGAAACUGUAAGUACAAAAGAAAAAGGAGAGUAUUCGACAUUUUUAUUUGCAAAAGAAGCUCAGAACGUUAUCACGAAUCAUGAUUCCAGUUCCCCAUUGUUUUUAUAUUUAGCAUUUCAAGCAGUACAUUCUCCCUUGCAAGUGCCCCAACAAUAUAUCCAGCAGUACGAGGGAGUGAUAAAAGAUAAGAAUAGACGUACUUAUGCCGGCAUGGUGUCUGCUAUGGACGAAGCCAUAGGAAAUGUAACUAAAACACUCCAAGAAAAAGGACUAUGGAAUAACACUGUGUUGAUAUUUAGCACUGAUAAUGGUGGUCAGGUGUAUCAAGGGGGAAAUAACUGGCCAUUGAGGGGUUGGAAAGGAUCAUUGUGGGAAGGUGGUGUACGUGGUGUAGGAUUUGUGAACAGUCCCUUGUUAACAAAGCCAAGAAGAGUUUCGCAUGAAAUGAUCCAUGUUUCUGAUUGGUUCCCGACUCUGGUGAAGUUAGCUGGUGGUGAUUUGAAUGGUACAAAACCUUUAGAUGGUUUUAAUGUUUGGGAAACAAUAAACACAGGUGAACCAUCUCCUAGAAUUGAACUAUUGCACAACAUCGAUCCAGUAAAGACACCAUGGUAUAGUGAAUGGUGGAGUCAUGGUUAUCAAUGGUGUCCACAGGCUGCAUUACGUGUUGGGGACUGGAAACUACUCACAGGAUGUCCAGGAGAUUCACGUUGGAUUCCACCUCCGAACUCAAGUCUCAACUUGAAUGAAGAAAAUUAUUUGAACAAUGACACCAAAAAGUUGUUUUUGUUUAAUAUUGCCCAGGAUCCUGAAGAACGACAUGAACUAUCUUCUCAAUAUCCAGAGAAAGUGAAGGAAUUAUUGUUGAGACUUGCAGAAUACAAUAGUACUGCAGUGCCAGUACGAUACCCUCACCCUGAUCUUGCUGCUAAUCCCGCGCUGCAUCAUGGGAUAUGGUCACCAUGGGUCACCUCCAAACAUGCAGACAUUACUGCAUAGUAAUUUUACAUGCUUGGUUGCAAUAAAUAAAGUUGGCCUAAGAUCGUUUUGAACUUGCUUUUUAGACGCGAAUUUACAGACUGAUCACAGUGUUUUAUGUGAUUUAAAUAUUACAAUUGUGAAAACUAUUAUUGAUAAUUAAUUAAAUGGUUCCUUGAGUAGUUGAGAUACAACUGCGUCAUGUAAAUAUGCUAUCAUUAUAGAAACAGCGGUCAGAAUGAAUAAAAUAUAGUAAUAGCAAUUUAUUUAAUGUCUAUUAUACAGAAUGCAGUUGCUCAGUCAACCCGAGACUCACGAUAAACGUACUGGACAACGAAGGCCUAAAGGCCGUUUUCCACUUCAAGCGUACCGUACCGUAACGUAUCAAAACAAAAUUUAGUGAAUGUUGAUUGGUUAAUACUUCCGUAGUACGCUAAAAAGUUGACUUGCGACGAACUUUUUAUUUUGAUACGCGAAUCAACCGGAAGUACGUAAAUUUGAAAACCCAUCACCGGUACGUUACGACU